Molecule: messenger RNA, 1143 nt
Organism: Saimiri boliviensis boliviensis (Bolivian squirrel monkey)
Lineage: Eukaryota; Metazoa; Chordata; Mammalia; Primates; Cebidae
Gene: UCHL1
Product: ubiquitin C-terminal hydrolase L1
Biological process (GO): protein deubiquitination; ubiquitin-dependent protein catabolic process
Cellular component (GO): cytoplasm
Molecular function (GO): cysteine-type deubiquitinase activity
Source: RefSeq, a predicted model, not a curated record
UGCCCCUGCUCCCCCUGCGCAGGCCUCACAGUGCGUCUGGCCGGCGCUUUAAAGCGGCGACCUGGGCGGCUCCGCUAGCUGUUUUUCGUCUUCUCCUGGUUGCUACUGACUGGCGUUCCGCGAAGAUGCAGCUCAAGCCGAUGGAGAUCAACCCUGAGAUGCUGAACAAAGUGCUGUCCCGCCUGGGGGUCGCCGGUCAGUGGCGCUUCGUGGACGUGCUGGGGCUGGAGGAGGAGUCUCUGGGCUCGGUGCCAGCGCCUGCCUGCGCGCUGCUGCUGCUGUUUCCCCUCACGGCCCAGCAUGAGAACUUCAGGAAAAAACAGAUUGAAGAGCUGAAGGGACAAGAAGUUAGUCCUAAAGUAUAUUUCAUGAAGCAGACCAUUGGGAACUCCUGUGGCACAAUUGGACUUAUACACGCAGUGGCCAAUAAUCAAGAUAAACUGGGAUUUGAGGAUGGAUCAGUCCUGAAACAGUUUCUUUCUGAAACAGAGAAAAUGUCCCCCGAAGACAGAGCAAAAUGCUUUGAAAAGAAUGAGGCCAUACAGGCAGCCCAUGAUGCCGUGGCACAGGAAGGCCAAUGUCGGGUAGAUGACAAAGUGAAUUUCCAUUUUAUUCUGUUUAACAACGUGGAUGGCCACCUCUAUGAACUUGAUGGACGAAUGCCUUUUCCGGUGAACCAUGGCACCAGUUCAGAGGACACCCUGCUGCAGGAUGCUGCCAAGGUCUGCAGAGAAUUCACCGAGCGUGAGCAAGGAGAGGUCCGCUUCUCUGCCGUGGCUCUCUGCAAGGCAGCCUAAUGCUUUGUGGGAGGGACUUUGCUGUUUUCCCCCUCUUCCCUUCAACGUGAAAAUAUAUACCUCCCCAUGCAGUCUAAAAUGCUUUAGUACUUGUGAAACACAGCUGUCCUCCUUCCAUCCUGCAGACAUGCCUUCCCCUCAGCCACACCCAAGCACGAGCAGAGUGCACAGCUGUCCACUGGGCCAGUGUGGUGUGAGCUUCAGAUGGCGAAGCAUUCUCCCCAGUGUAUGUCUUGUACCCAAUAUCUAAUGCUUUCAAUGGCUACUUUGGUUUAUGUUUGUAAGUUAAGACCUUGGAUGUGGUUUAAUUGUCCUCAAAAGGAAUAAAACUUUUCUGCUGAUCAGA